AUGGCAACCACCGCAAUAAACACUUCGGCAAAUCCGCUCAAGGCCGCUUGGACAUGGGGUGCAGGCACAGUAGUUGAAUCCGAAGAGGAAGACCACGACUCCCGUUGGGAAUCUGCCAGAAGCACAGCUUCAGACAUGCAAGCAUCUUGGGGGUGGGAACCAUCUCAUGAAGACGAAAGUCAGCAAGUGCCAAAUGCAACAUCCAAGGUGAAAGAGGAUGAGGAAGAUGAUUGGAAUUUAUUCGAACAUCGCAAGGGUGUAGAAGAUGAUGCAGAAAGCGGUACUGCUGCUACAUUCAUGGGAGAUUCCAUUUCUUGUGUCUCAUCUAUCCAAGAACUUAAAGUGGCCGUUAGGGAUGGUUCCCUGGACAAUGCUCUAGAAGAAGCUCGAAGGAGUUUUGAGCUUUGCCAGUCUUUGCGAUUCUCGCAACUAGUCUCGGGUCUUCCAGAAGAGGACGAAGAAAACGAUGAUAAGAAGAAGGCGAACGACAUUAGCUCAUCAAACUUUAUCAGCCUUGCAAAUAUUGAUGCGUCAGACAACAAGCCACUAGUAGGCUCUUCCUGGUGGAAUUUAUUGCCAAGUCCUUCCGAAGUCGAUGAAUCCAUCAGGUCCACCGGAUCGGCCAAGAGAAAUAAGAAGAUGAAGGAUGCUCGGAGGGCCAAGGUGUUGUCCUCAAUUUCCCUCUCUCUUUCCUUGGUGUCAUCACCUAUAUCCGAGUCUUCUAUUCCGGAGGACAUAGCAUCGGUCAAGAGUAGGAGGACACACAAUCGGAAGUCAAAAAGCAAGUCUCCCAAACGAUCCACCAGCUACAAGAAAAAGGACAAGCCCGAUGAAGACUCGAAAAACCAAAUCACUAUCUCCCACUUGCAGUAG
Cylindrotheca closterium is the source of this 873-nucleotide messenger RNA. The record is from the annotation of a GenBank genome assembly. NCBI's taxonomy places the organism in Eukaryota, Bacillariophyta, Bacillariophyceae, Bacillariales, Bacillariaceae.